Molecule: messenger RNA, 589 nt
Organism: Euleptes europaea (tarantolino)
Lineage: Eukaryota; Metazoa; Chordata; Lepidosauria; Squamata; Sphaerodactylidae
Gene: DCTN5
Product: dynactin subunit 5
Exons: 6
Coding region: 15-563 (182 amino acids)
Source: RefSeq, a predicted model, not a curated record
UCGGGCGGGGCGCGAUGGAGCUGGGCGAGUUGCUCUACCACAAGUCCGAGUACAUCGAGACGGCCUCCGGGAACAAGGUCAGCAGGCAGUCGGUGCUCUGCGGCAGCCAGAACAUCGUCCUCAACGGCAAGACCAUCGUCAUGAACGACUGCAUCAUCCGCGGGGACCUGGCCAAUGUGCGGGUGGGGCGCCACUGCGUGGUCAAGAGCCGCAGCGUCAUCCGGCCCCCCUUCAAGAAAUUCAGCAAGGGAGUCGCUUUCUUCCCGCUACACAUUGGGGACCACGUCUUCAUCGAGGAGGACUGUGUGGUCAACGCAGCUCAGAUUGGCUCCUACGUCCACAUCGGCAAGAACUGCGUCAUUGGCCGCCGCUGCGUCCUGAAAGAUUGUUGCCGAAUCCUCGACAACACGGUCUUGCCCCCGGAAACGGUAGUCCCACCUUUUACGGUCUUCUCAGGCUGCCCAGGGCUCUUCUCUGGAGAACUCCCCGAAUGCACGCAGGAGCUGAUGAUCGACGUCACCAAGAGCUACUACCAGAAGUUCCUGCCCCUCACCCAGGUGUAGGCCUCACCCCAUAGCUCGGCUCAGGC